Euleptes europaea (tarantolino) is the source of this 3437-nucleotide messenger RNA. It is a transcript of the gene INPP5F, whose product is annotated as inositol polyphosphate-5-phosphatase F. Gene Ontology annotation, molecular function: phosphatidylinositol-4-phosphate phosphatase activity. The record is from RefSeq and is a predicted model, not a curated record. NCBI's taxonomy places the organism in Eukaryota, Metazoa, Chordata, Lepidosauria, Squamata, Sphaerodactylidae. The transcript is spliced from 20 exons. Bases 3 to 3413 code for a protein of 1136 amino acids. Gene Ontology annotation, biological process: regulation of endocytic recycling; phosphatidylinositol dephosphorylation. Gene Ontology annotation, cellular component: early endosome; clathrin-coated endocytic vesicle.
GCAUGGAGCUCUUCCAAGCCAAGGACCACUACAUCCUCCAGCAGGGCGAGCGGGCGCUCUGGGGCCACCGCGCCGACGGCAGCCUCCAGCUCCGUCCCGCUACUGACCUUCUCCUUGCUUGGAAUCCAAUAUGUCUUGGGCUGAUAGAGGGAGUUAUUGGAAAAGUUCAGCUUCAUACAGACCUGCCAUGGUGGCUGCUUCUUGUUCGCCAAAAAGUAGUGGUUGGCAAGCUUCCAGGAGAUCAUGAAGUAUGCAAGAUAACAAAGAUUGCAGCAAUACCGCUUUCAGAAGCAGAACCUCAGGACCUGGAGUUGGAGCUCUGUAAAAAACAUCAUUUUGGGAUAGACAAACCAGAGAAGAUUACACAGUCUCCAGAUGAUUCUAAAUUUCUGCUGAAGACCUUCACUCAGAUUAAAUCCAAUGUUUCUACUUCUAAUAAAAAGAAGGUCAAAGAAAGUAAAGAGAAGGAGAGGCUAGAAAGGAGGCUGCUAGAAGAAUUGCUGAAAAUGUUUAUGGACUCUGAUUCCUUUUAUUACUGUUCGACUUAUGACCUAACAAACUCUGUUCAAAGACAAAGUGCGUGCGAGAAGGCCAACUUGCCGCUUUGGAAGAAAGUAGAUGACAGGUUCUUUUGGAACAAGCACAUGGUUCAAGACCUGAUCAAUAUUGGUAAUUCUGAAGUCGAUUUUUGGAUUACCCCAGUCAUACAGGGAUUUGUACAGAUCGAAGAGCUUGUAGUUAAUUAUAAUGAAGCUUCAGAUGAAGAGAAAAGCAGUCCGGAGACACCCCCUCAGGAGUCCAUUUGUGUGGAUGACAUUCAUCCAUGUUUUCUUGUGGCACUGAUCUCCCGUAGGAGUCGCCAUAGAGCAGGGAUGCGUUACAAACGAAGAGGGGUUGAUAAAAAUGGGAAUGUGGCAAAUUACGUGGAGACGGAACAACUGAUUCAUGUCCAUAACCACACCCUUUCAUUUGUUCAAACAAGAGGCUCUGUGCCUGUAUUCUGGAGUCAGGUUGGUUAUCGAUACAAUCCCCGGCCACGGUUGGACAAAUGUGAGAAGGAAACUAUUUCCUAUUUCUGUGCACACUUUGAAGAGCAAUUGAAAACGUACACAAAACAGGUUAUCCUUAACUUGGUGGACCAGGCUGGACGGGAGAAAAUUAUUGGCGAUGCUUAUCUUAAACAAGUUUUACUGUACAACAAUCCAAGCCUUACAUAUGUUUCAUUUGACUUUCAUGAACACUGCCGUGGAAUGAAGUUUGAAAAUGUUCAAACGCUAACAGAUGCCAUAUCAGACAUUAUUACUGAUAUGAAGUGGUGCUGGGUGGACCAAGCUGGCGUGAUUUGUAAGCAGGAAGGAAUUUUCCGAGUUAACUGUAUGGAUUGUUUGGAUCGAACCAAUGUUGUCCAGGCUGCCAUUGCUCGUGUAGUUAUGGAACAGCAGCUGAAGAAAUUGGGGGUGAUGCCGCCAGAACAGCCAUUGCCUGUGAAAUGCAAUAGAAUCUACCAGUUAAUGUGGGCUAACAAUGGUGAUGCCAUAAGCAGGCAGUAUGCUGGAACAGCAGCUUUAAAGGGUGACUUCACAAGGACUGGUGAAAGGAAACUGGCAGGAGUCAUGAAAGAUGGCGUUAACUCUGCAAAUAGGUACUACUUAAACCGCUUCAGGGAUGCUUAUAGGCAGGCAGUCAUAGAUUUAAUGCAGGGUAUUCCUGUGACGGAGGACCUCUAUUCCAUAUUUACAAAAGAGAAAGAACAUGAAGCUUUGCACAAGGAAAAUUUGAGAAGUCAUCAGGAGCUAAUUAGCCAGCUAUUACAAAGUUAUAUGAAGCUGCUUUUACCAGAGGAUGAGAAAUUCCAUGGUGGUUGGGCACUUAUUGAUUGUGACCCAAGCCUUGUCGAUGCCACUCACAAAGAUGUGGAUGUUCUGCUUCUGCUUUCUAAUUCUGCGUAUUAUGUAGCCUACUAUGAUGAUGAAGUAGAUAAAGUAAAUCAGUACCAAAGGCUGAGCCUUGACGAUUUGGAGAAGAUAGAAAUAGGACCUGAACCAACUCUCUUUGGAAAGCCCAAAUUCUCAUGUAUGAGGCUCCAUUAUAAGUACAAAGAUACAAGUGGAUAUUUUCACACUCUUAGAGCUGUAGUGCGGAACCCUGAAGAGGAUGGAAAAGACACUCUUCAGUGCAUUGCAGAGAUGCUGCGAAUCACUAAACAAGCCACGGGAACAGACUUGCUCAUUGUUGAGAGAAAACUGGAGAGAAAGAGCAGCAAACCCCAUGAAGACAUCAUUGGCAUCAGAUCCCAGAAUAGAGGCUCCCUGGCCCAAGGGAAGAAUUAUUUAAUGAGCAAGUUCUCCUCUCUCAAUCAGAAAGUAAAACAAACAAAAUCAAAUGUAAAUAUCAGCAAUUUUAGAAAGCUGGGGAACUUUCCCAAGCCUGAAAUGAAAGUAAACUUUUUAAAGCCCAAUCUGAAAGUAAAUCUUUGGAAGUCAGACAGUAGUCUUGAAACCAUGGAAAACCCCAUGACUGAUACUAAAGUCUGUGCAGAAUCGGACAUUGAGAUCUCGUCGGAUAAUGACUCGUUCCAUUCAGAUGACUUCCUUACAAAUUCUAAAUCUGAUGAGGAUCAGCAGUUUGUUGACUCCCUAGAGAGUGUGGGCCAGAUAGAUUAUGUCCUACCUAGCUGUGGCAUCAUUGCUUCUGUUCCUCGCCUGAGCAGUCGGUCCCAGUCUAUAAGCAGUUCUGACAUCAGCAUUAACAUGCCCGUUCCUUCCGAAAUCCAUAUUGAACAGUGUGGAGACCAAACUAACAGAUCUGAAUUUGCAGGCCAAGCACUUCAGGAAACUCCAUCCAAUGAGGAUGCAGCAGUGGAGUUUACUAAGCCAAUUGAUGCAUACUGCCACCGAUUUAUACAAGAUGCUCAAAAUAAGAUUACCAAUGCUUCAGAAAUAGAUGUCAGAUCUCAAGACCCUCACCAGGAAAUGGAUCGCAUUAGCAAUAAUUCUAAGAAAAUGGACCCUUGCGUUGGAAAAACUAAAGAGAUUCCUUCUAGACCAUCUAAAUUAGAUGUCCCACUUACAGAGCCAGGCUCACAGCUCUUAGGGGUUGAACAGGUUAAUUCUCCGAGGCCUCGUAAUACCCCAGGCUCUGCAUCUAGUGUUCUUGACGCUGAGCCUGGGUUUCUUCUGACCCCUUCACCAGCAGAGAAUAAUGGUAGCAGGGCGGUCUCUCCCUUUGCAAAGAUCCGCAGUUCCAUGGUGCAGGUGGCUAAUAUUACGCAAGCUGGUUUGACCCAAGGCAUUAACUUUGCAGUAGCUAAAGUCCAGAAGAGCCCAGCGGACCCAGAAUCUGUAAAUGAGAUUCAGCAAAAUGAACUGAGAGAAAUGUUUACACAGUGUCAGACACGAAUAAUUCAGAUCUAGUGUCUGAGCUGUUACAUUUGCUAA